Messenger RNA from Bacidia gigantensis, 1014 nucleotides. RefSeq lists its product as uncharacterized. The transcript has a single exon. Bases 1 to 1014 code for a protein of 337 amino acids. NCBI's taxonomy places the organism in Eukaryota, Fungi, Ascomycota, Lecanoromycetes, Lecanorales, Ramalinaceae. The record is from RefSeq and is a predicted model, not a curated record.
AUGGAUUCACAGAUUCGUGGUCAAGAGCGGCCAAAAACCUACACCAAACCACCAGAAAGCAGAAUCGUCCCAGCUGAUAUUGUGAAUCCCAAAUUCGAGGAUCUCGUCGACUUGGCCCUCCUCAGAGUCUUCGAUUCAGCGUCGCUAUUAGAAAGUCGACCUCCGAAGUUGUUUCCGACCGCCGAGACAGUGUUCGCAAAAUACUACGCCCACGAUGACUGGCUCGUGCACGGAGAUCUGGAAAGCGAGAUGGGAAGAAUGAACUACAUGCUCUCGAAAUUGCCUGAGCGAGGCAUGCCAAGCGAAUGCAUCGCCCCUGUCCGAUCUAUCUUGUCCUCAGCCUCAGUAUUGACUGCUUGGCGACGGACGUUUCCUUGGCUCGAAAGAAUCAUCAAGCAAGAAACGCGACGCGUCACAAGUCUGAUGCAGAAACAACAAGGAUCGCCCACUGCGCCUUGCCAGAAGUCGAGGUUCAUUGCCGUCCCAGUCGACUAUGGGACGGAUCGUGCUGCCUCCAGUCAAGCUUUGCAGCUCUGGGAAGGCGCUUUGAGGGAGAUUGUCAUUGGGAUUUCCGAGGGUCACUUCGAGCACGUCAGGACCUUCUUGCAAAUCUUCACUUUCCUCAAAGAUCCGCUGGGGUGCUUGGAAAGCGUCUCCAGCAAAGCGGUAGACAUUUUUACCUAUAUGAUGACUACUCUAGCCAGCUCGAGGAGCCACAUGCCCGGCACUGUGUUGAAGAAACUGCGGUGGCACGCGGCAGCGGCACAAGCAGCACAAGAGGCCUUGUUCCUCUCCUGUCCAUUAUUGGAGUCCGUCAACUACAUCCAUUUCACUGGCCACCAACAACUGCCCUAUGGCGAUGUGCCACUAGACGAUUUACCGCGAUCGGAAUUUUCCAUUCCAGGACAUGUCCUCCGCAUCAUCGAAGAGAUGCUCACUAGGGCCCCUCGCAAAACGGGGGCUACUGUUCCAUCGCCCCGAUCACAGUGUCAUCCUACCCAUCCCUUCCAAUAG